Molecule: messenger RNA, 957 nt
Organism: Caenorhabditis remanei
Lineage: Eukaryota; Metazoa; Nematoda; Chromadorea; Rhabditida; Rhabditidae
Exons: 6
Coding region: 1-957 (318 amino acids)
Biological process (GO): sensory perception of chemical stimulus
Cellular component (GO): membrane
Molecular function (GO): transmembrane signaling receptor activity
Source: RefSeq, a predicted model, not a curated record
AUGCAGUCGACGUACGGUGGAUUUUGGGUGAAUUAUUUCAAGAAAGUUAGCUGGGCAAGUCAAUCGAGAUUCCUCUUGGUAUUCAUUGUAUUCUCCCUAUUUAUCACUAUCAUCUGCACAUCUCUAACUCUCCUCACUCUCAUCAAGCUCCCCGAAAGAUCUAAAAAUCUGGAAAAGUCAAUAUCAAAUGCCACAUUGAUCAUUUCCAUCGGGUUCAGUGGAACAGCUGCAUUUCAGAUAUACUACGGAUUCUUUUUUGUGUAUUCCGAUGGGUCGCAUCCGAUAUUUGGCUUGAAUUUUCUCAGUUGGGAUUUCCUUACAGUUGGAUCGCCUAUUGUUAUGUUGUGUGUUUCCUCGUCGCUACGGAGACAUGUGCUGGGAAAAAAUGGUGUUAGAGAUAGUAUGCGAGUAAUGGUUAGUAGUAUAAAACAAGAGCCUCCGGAUGAUUUCCCAGAAACUGUUUUAAAUUACAACUGUCCACACUGCGCUUAUAAGCCCAAUGGACCAAAACGACUGGCGCGGCAUGUGAAAUCCCAUGAGAAUAGAAUCAUGCAUCCGUGUGUUGUAUGUAAGCAGGAAUUUAGUUUCCGGCAAGGUUUACGUCGUCAUCAGCGGCAAGUUUGUGGGAGAGAUGGAUUUAUAGCUCAAACUAAACCGGAAACCCAAUCUGAAGGGUCAGCCAAAUCAGUAAGCCCUACUUGGAACAAAUCGGAAACCAUCAAACAAAGGCCUAUCAAGUCAGAACCUGUUAACUCACUCAACGAAGUUCUGGGGAUAGAAGAAAAUGAAGAUAACUGGAAAUGUCACUAUUGUGCUAUCACUUUCUCUGACAAGACUCUCUUUAUCCUUCACCAGAUUCCACACUCUGCUGAUAACCCAUUCAAAUGCUCAUUGUGUGGAACUCAAUGCGCCAAUAAAAUCACAUUCGCCAGUCAUGUAUUGUUCUCUAGUCACUGA